This is a messenger RNA of Penicillium macrosclerotiorum, 1074 nucleotides long. RefSeq lists its product as uncharacterized. The record is from RefSeq and is a predicted model, not a curated record. The coding region runs from base 1 to 1074 and encodes 357 amino acids. The transcript has a single exon. NCBI's taxonomy places the organism in Eukaryota, Fungi, Ascomycota, Eurotiomycetes, Eurotiales, Aspergillaceae.
AUGUUGCUCUGCCACCCUAUACUUCUGAUUAUUGCAUUUCUAUCGAUUCCUGCUAGGGUUCUAUCCCGCAAAGGCAACGGCGGUUCCAUUAGCGAUAGCGAGAUCGGCAGCGACACCGACAAGUCCUCAUCCAGCGGCGGCACUUACGUCUGCUUGGAUGACCACAAACUCACAACCGUCGGCCUUCAGCCGUCAUAUUACGGCAAUUACACUAUGGUCGCUGGCGACCCUGGCGCGUACACAGACUGGAAUGGACUGUACUUUCAAGGCGAAGCUUUUUUGGACUACGUGAUUCGCGAUCUGCCAACCAACAACACCUACCAUGGUACCAAUUGUCCCAAGGAUCAUCGCUCAAUUCGCAUGUUGGGCAUCGCAUGGGUCGGGCCGAGAACGCCUACACCAACAGACCUUCAUAAUCCCUUUACAUUGGGCUUCCAGGCUUGGCAGUCUGAUAGAUCAAUCGCCAAUAUCACUUAUUCGUACAGCUCCUGCGAUGCAGAUGUGAAUCUUGUGCAUCUUAAGACCACUAUCGACUGGAUCGAGUACGUGCAUGAGACGAAUAGGGAUGUCCGGGGGGCCAUCGAUGCCGUGGUCCUUAAUGUCACCAGGGCCGUAAAUGACAGCCACAAGGUCCAAUUUGAAGGAGCUUAUGAUGUGUCGAGCCUGGAGUCGGCCCAAACAAUCAUCGCAAGUGACGGCGAAAAUGAAGACCAGGUCCAUAUCCCUGCGGGAACCUGCAACAUGAUGGGUGAUAUAUUGAUUGGAUGGCCGUCAGGGACUACGAUCAACGGGACAAUGACCAACAACACGCUCACACUGUCCAUCUCAGGAACGACGAUCGCUGGAUUCGGUGACUUGUACGGAUCUAAUAAUAACCAGGUGAACGUGACAUUCAGUAUCACCUUUAUCGGCACGUAUGACUCGGCCAACUCAUCGCAGGUUCUUCAUAUUGGAGCAAGCAAUCAGUCGCUAGUGAGCUUCGAGAAGGCAUCUGGAGGUUCGGCAGCCUGGGUAUCUCCACGAUGGCUGGUAGCAGUGUCAUUAGUGGUAGCCACCGUAAUUGCAUAUAUUUAG